AUGCCACUGCCCGUGCAGGUAGCAAUCCUGGAGACUGUUGUCCAAGUCGAUGCAGAGCUGCUGGAAAGCAGGAAUCCUAAGAGCUUCCUGAUGCGCCACGACGCUGAGAUCACAUCAGGUCUGGGAUACCCGGCUGGCCAGUGGACUUUGAGCUUGCUCGCAUUGCUCAAAAGCUGGGCACAGUUGCGGCGUCAUUGGAAUUUCGAAGGUUCUUAUCCAGCCAUGUGGCAAACCACUGGGCAAAGUGGCUACGCUUGUGAUCCUGACUGCCAGAAGGGGAUGCACGUCGUGGUGCCUGAUUCGAUGUGCACUGUGGGUGUAGCUGCAGACGCAGUGAUGUCAGUGUCGAUGCCACCGCCAUUGCCUGGAGUGGGCGGCGCUGCUACCUUCUGCUCUGCGGACCAACACGGGCGCCCCGCGCACUUGGUGUUUCAGUGGCACCGCCGACUCACUGCAGUGCACUUUGCCUCUUCAUCCACCGAGGAGCUUGUACAGCAAUGGCGUGGACUUGUGCUCCACGAGGCCUUCCACGGUCUUGGCUUUGGAUCUGGACUCUGGCAGAACAGAUAUGAUGCCAAUGGCCAGCGCCGAGAGAUUAUCAAACAGUUGGAGGUUGAAGAUGACGAUGGCGCCAAAGACUUCGUCUACCAUUUCGUGAAAGGCACUCGCACCUACGAGGUGGCCAAAGCAUACUUUGGUUGUGAGGAGGACGAUCAAUGGCAAGGCUUGCCCUUGAUGAGUUGGCCGCCAUCUGGACGAGACACCCACCAUGAGACCAGGGUGAUGAGGGAUGAUGUGAUGUCAUACGGCGGUGGCCUGGAAGCAGUGUCAGCGAUUACUUUGGCAGCGCUGGAGGAUACAGGGCACUACCUGGCCAACUAUAGCGCUGCUGAAUGCACUUGGUGGGGCAAAGGUCGUGGCUGUAGCUUUGUUUUACGGCGAUGUACGGUGAGACCGGAAGGAGAAGUAGUGACGGGUGAUGCCGUCUCUUCGCAGUGCGACCGCACCUGGUCCACCAGAUACUCCUCUGGAAACCGAGAGGCAUGGCCCGGCUGC
Messenger RNA from Cladocopium goreaui, 1056 nucleotides. The record is from the annotation of a GenBank genome assembly. NCBI's taxonomy places the organism in Eukaryota, Dinophyceae, Suessiales, Symbiodiniaceae.